This is a messenger RNA of Salmo salar (Atlantic salmon), 3730 nucleotides long. Its product is annotated as thyroid receptor-interacting protein 6-like. Lineage: Eukaryota; Metazoa; Chordata; Actinopteri; Salmoniformes; Salmonidae. The record is from RefSeq and is a predicted model, not a curated record. Gene Ontology annotation, biological process: cell-cell adhesion. Gene Ontology annotation, cellular component: stress fiber; focal adhesion.
CAAAAACCAAAAAAUGUAUGUUGGUGUGGCAGUGACAAAUCUUCUUGCCAAAAUAGGACAGUGCAGCUGUUUUCUUUCUUUUUUUUUUUAAAUAAGAACCUUAAUACCAACAUGCAAGUGUUUUGUUAUAGUUUUAAAGUAUAACAGUUUAAUCACGACAACCUUUUUUCAGAACCCUGACAUGUCUGGUCCUACCUGGCCUCCUCCGAAGACUCCGGGUAGCCCAGAGAGACCCGUCCCCCAGAUGUCCGACUCUGGACCAGCUGUGUACAGAGAGCCGCCCAAGAAGGUCUCCUCGGACACCCGGCCCAAGUAUGUGGUCCAUGACCAGAACAGAGAAGGAGGAGGAAUGGCCUCUAGGUACAUGGCUACCGGACCCACAGCUGGGCCCAUGCAACAGCACCACCAAGAGGACCCAAGGUUUCACCCUAAAUCUAAUGACGACUACUACCACCAACCACCUCCCCACGGUCUCAAAGAAGACCAGUCCUUGAACCCUCAUAUGGACAGAUUCCAGCUGAUGCACCGGGGACCUCCUGAGAAGCCGGUUGGACCCCAUUCCAUCAUAGAUGCAGAGAUUGCCUCGCUCACCUGCAUGCUGGAUGAUCUGGACAGCUAUUCACAAAACAGCACACAGCUGUACGACAACGUGCCUUACAACAAACGCAUCACAGGGGACCGCUCCAAACCCUCAGCCCAGACAGGAGCACCCUCUCAGAGCAGGUUGUUCAUGGGUCUCCCCCCUCACCCCCAACCCCAGUACCGUCCUACACCCCCGUUCCCCAGACAUCCCCUGUACUUUCCCCAGCCAGACUACGCCGACGCCCAGGUCUCCAAACCCUACCCCAAGCCUGUCCCUUCCUCCACCCCUACUGGCCCGAGGUUUAGCGUCCAGGACAAAACAGCCCAGCCUGUAACCUACUCCCAGAUGGGUAGGCAAGCUGAGCAGGGUUACUCCCCUCCCCCACACCACCAGCAUGCUUUGCGGCCCUCGCCCCAGAAUCAGACUGUCCCCCAUGGCUGGUACCCUUCCAACCCCGCUUCCCAAGCCCAGGAGCUGCACUCUGCGAGGGGUUACAAGGGGAGUGCCACAGGGUCUGGAGGGAGAGUCACCCAGUGCCCCACGUCUAAUAGAGGCCCGGAGACUAAAAAAUCAGUGUCAUGCUCGGCACCAAGCUUCGCCUGUCAGCCCAGUAAGCAGGGGUCAGCAGCUUUGAGAUCAGAGGAGGAGUUGGACCAGCUCACUAAGAAGUUGGUGUAUGACAUGAAUCAUCCCCCUACAGAAGAAUUCUUUGGUCGCUGUGCGCGUUGCGGUGACAACAUCCUUGCCGACGUUAGCGGCUGUAUCGCCAUGGAGCAGGUGUUCCACGUGGAGUGUUUCACUUGCGUCACCUGCCACACCCGUCUCGGGUGGCAACUGUUCUAUGCCCUGGACAAGCAGAGCUACUGCGAGAGCUGUUACAUUAGUACCCUAGAGCGCUGUUGCAUGUGCUACAAACUUAUCCGGGACCAUAUCCUGCGGUUCAUGGGCAAGGCCUUCCACCCUUGCUGCUUCAACUGCGUGGUCUGUGGCUGCUGCCUGGAGGGCGUGCCCUUCACCGUGGACGCCAACUACCAGAUCUACUGCCUAGACGAUUUCCACAGGAAGUUUGCCUCUUGCUGCUCAGUGUGUGGCCAGGCCAUCAUGCCUGAGCCGGGCCAGGAUGCGGCGGUCCGUAUAGUGGCACUGGACCGCAGCUUCCACGUCAACUGCUAUGUGUGUGAGGAGUGUGGUCUGCUCCUGUCGUCUGAGAUUAAGGGGCGAGGCUGUUACCCCUUCGACGGUCACAUCCUGUGUAAGGGCUGCAGCGCCCGGCGCAUCCAGGACCUCUCUGCCAUAUCUCCACUGACUGAUCACCAACUAUAGGAAGUCACCUCGUACCUUUAACAUAUGAUCCCUCAACCCUUCCAUUACUUUCACCUGCUCUGGGGUAGAAGUUGCCCUAAGUAAUAGAUCUGGAAUCAGUCCUACUCCUCUGAUUCAUAACCUUAACCACAAGGGGGAAAUGACUUGAGAAGAGUCUUGAAGGGCAACUUCAUCCCCCUUCACUUUCAUCCUUUCAUAGCCUUUUUUUAUUCUUCAGAUGCCCGAAGCUGAGGACUCCGUAGUAGUAGCCCUACUAUUGAACCUCAAACUGACAGUCUUCAAUUUGAAGUCAUUAUCACUUGACCAGGUUUAUUGGUACAGGGUAUUGAAACAUGGAUUGACAAUAGUUGACCCCUAUGCCCUAUUCUCUGCGUCAUACUAUCACAUAUUCUCUAUUCCUACUCCCUUCCCACUACACCCUAUUCCCAACCCCACAGUCCCAUACCAGUACUGGAUAGAGCCCCUGAUCUGCACCCCCCUCCCAAACCCUUGACUGCACCACUGCUCAACUCACACACUAUCCUUCAUGUUGCACACUGUCUCACACACACUAUCCUUCAAGUUGCACACUGUCUCACACACACUAUCCUGCAUGUUGCACGCUCUCAUACACACACACUACCAUGCCAGACACAGGUGGGACAUGGAAGGAGCUCUAUGGAAAAUAAAUAUUGAGGAAGAGGAGGAUAAUGACGAGGAAUACAAUGUGUUCCUGGCUGUGGGGUAACUGACCAGUCCAGAUAAUGGAACAUAUAUUUUUGUAUACCACUAAAGUCAAUAACAGUGCUGAACUGCCUCAUAAGCAAAGUUCAUAUAUGCAAGGUAUUUCUGUGACAGUUUAUAUUGCAGGUGGUUUUGGUUGUGGAGUGAAUGUGUUUGGAGACCUUUCAUUGGAGACCAAGUGGGUGUAGUCAGUGUGUUCAGUGAAUAGUUUUUAGAAAGUAGACGGAAAGAUUGGUUAGGGAAGGAGAUCACUGAAGUCAGUGCUUUAUUUUUGGAUGUUAAUACAAUAUGUAGGCUGUCAUAUAAUAUCUUGCACCGUAUGGCAGAACAUAACAUUAUUUUAUUCCACAGGACAGCAAUUUGUGUACUGCAUUUUAGAUCAUGUUACUUUUAUACCAGUCCAAACCCCAUCUUUUAAAAUGUGAAUGUGUUUUUCCGUUUUAACAUUUGGGUUGAUUUGAUAUGUUACAAUGAAGAUGAAUAAGGUGCAAUGAAGUGUUUGCCCUUAAAUUGCUGAGAAACUGGGAUCUCCAUGCUUGCCACGUGAGCUGAGAACAUCCUCUUAUGGGUUUUUGUUUAAGCUUAGCCUUAGGAGUUAGAGUUGUUGGCAAUGUUUAAGUAACUCUGACGUUGGAGUUAUUCACAUUGCAAUUUGGCCAUUUAGUUUGUCUUGCUGUCUUGUAAUAUAAGAACUGCUAGUAUGGUUUGAAGCUUCUCUUCCAACUACAAGACCCUUAAUAUCAAUUCUAUUGUUUUCUUUGUCCAGAAUCAUGUUUUGUUUCAGUACUUGAUUCUUCUCAUAGUAUAGGUCAAUGAGCACAAUGAUAUGAAGGUCCCUGUGUUGAGCCCUGAGUUUCACUUUUUAUUUAUUUCAACUCAUGUUGUACUGCUAUUGUCACUAAAUCGAUGUUCAUCUGUGAUAUUGAGGUUAAUGGUCAUCACUUGGUUUUCACUGUAAUUUUAUGAUCCACAGCAUCCUAUUGAUAAGUACUGCAGAAUAAUCAUAUUUGUCCAUGAGAGGAAUAAACUGAGCAGGUGGUUUGUACAAUUUGACUUGUGUUUGAAGGAGGUGUGUGAAUGAUUUUUUUUUUUUAGUAAAUU